AUGGCGGGUGAGAGCGCGUCGCCAUCGUCGCGGGUGACCGCCACAAGUACGUUGCCCGCGAGGCCUACCUGUCUCGCACCGAUCGGUUCGGACGUUUGGCCCUUUGCGGGCGGUGUGGGGUCCAGCGCGGGUUCGGUUGAGCUUGAGGGCGGCGCCGAGUCCUCGGCCUCGGCCGUACUUGCUGAAUCCUCGCCGCGAGCGACCCCGCCACGGUGGCGCGUUAUCUACCGCGCGGCCGUGGACGAUGUGCAGAUGCUCGUUUCGCGCUCCACACCCGAGGACUCCUCGGCCUCUGUGACUGUCCAGUCCAUCUUCGUUACCGACCACAACGGACUGCCCGUCCUGAACUCCAAGUUCGGCGCCGGACCCGCUCAGCGACCUGUGCUCGCCGCCCAAGUCUCCGCCGACAGCCUGAGCCUCGACUGCUCAGACUUCCGCCUCGAGCUCGAACUCGCCUCGCUUGAUCCUCUCGAGCCGCUCAUGGGUUUCUUCCCCGAGCAGCGCGCCCGUCUUCUCGCCAUCCUCCCCUUCCUCAAGAAAAACGCGCCCGCUCCGCCCACGCCCGCAAGCCCGGGCAGCCCGGGCUCGCUGGGCAGUCCCAGUUCGCUUGGUGCCGAGCCGGGCCGUGUGCAAUCGUUCAUUACCCUCGACACACACCUGCUCGACCAGCACAACCUUAUGUCCACGCUCAAGCUCGGUUCGGUCACGAGCGUCAUCUCGCAGCCGGCUGCCGCGCUUGCCGUCUGGCCGGUGUUCCCCGUCUUCCUCGACGCGGCGCCGGCGACUGCCCACCGGGCGACGGAUGCGGAUGCCUCGCCCUUGGAGGUCUUCCACGCGGCGCUUUACCGCGGGAAGUUUAGUGCCACGCCACGACCUGAGACGCCGCCCACGUCCACGCCCAGCCCGGCCGACAAGCCGCCGAGGCGCGUGGACCUGAAGCUCUCGGGCUUCGAGGUUUGG
Molecule: messenger RNA, 960 nt
Organism: Gregarina niphandrodes
Lineage: Eukaryota; Apicomplexa; Conoidasida; Eugregarinorida; Gregarinidae
Exons: 1
Source: RefSeq, a predicted model, not a curated record